CACAGCGAUAUUUCUUUAGUAUUGACGUAGAUCCACCAAUCUUACUACAGCUGAGGGGAAAAAAAAAAGAGCAAGUGUUUCGAUGAGAUCAGUGGUUGUAGAAGAGCGAAAAUAAGGAGACGGGAGAUACGCAACUGCAAAUCCCAAAAAAAGGCUCCUACCUCCCGCCAACAUGUCCAGCAAGAAGACCAAGGCUAAGACCACCAAGAAGCGUCCCCAGAGGGCGACUUCCAAUGUGUUCGCCAUGUUUGACCAGUCCCAGAUUCAGGAGUUUAAGGAGGCCUUCAACAUGAUUGACCAAAACAGGGACGGUUUCAUUGAUAAGGAAGAUCUGCACGACAUGUUGGCGUCCAUGGGUAAGAACCCCUCUGAUGAAUACCUGGAAGGCAUGAUGAGUGAAGCCCCCGGCCCCAUCAAUUUCACCAUGUUUUUGACUAUGUUUGGAGAGAAACUUAACGGCACUGAUCCCGAGGAUGUGAUCAGGAACGCGUUUGCCUGUUUCGAUGAAGAAGGCACAGGUUUCAUCCAUGAGGAUCAUUUACGUGAGCUCCUAACCACGAUGGGAGACCGCUUUACGGACGAGGAGGUGGACGAGAUGUACAGGGAGGCACCGAUUGACAAAAAAGGCAACUUCAACUAUGUAGAAUUCACCCGUAUUCUGAAACACGGAGCCAAGGAGAAGGAUGACUAAAUGAUCGGGGGAAUGAUCGGCACACGGAUUGUAAUCAUUUCAGGAGCCAUGGUACUGCAGAUCUGGGAAGACUGUGUUCUGUAGAUCACAGAGCCCUUUCUCCUCGUUUUUUUGCAGCCAUAGUGGGAAAAAAAAUAAAAAUCAUCAUAGCAGCUAUAUGUCAAUCACUCAUAGAAGAGUUUUAUAUGGACACAAAAAAUCAAUUGUUUGAUUAGCAUUAGAGUCCGGGGUUGGCUUUUUGAAUACGAUAAGGAAGGGUCAGUGUAGGUGUUCACAGCUGCCUCAGCGGCGCCCCCUUUGUCAGAAACGAAAGUGAAAAUAUGCGACUGAAAAGACCACUGCCGACUACCGUCACUUUAGCUGCUCAGAUUUGGAUAUUUCGUCUUAAUAUAUAACGUAAAAUAAAUGGAUUUAUUAACGUGA
Molecule: messenger RNA, 1114 nt
Organism: Hyla sarda
Lineage: Eukaryota; Metazoa; Chordata; Amphibia; Anura; Hylidae
Gene: MYL9
Product: myosin light chain 9
Exons: 4
Coding region: 173-691 (172 amino acids)
Biological process (GO): platelet aggregation; myofibril assembly
Cellular component (GO): myofibril; stress fiber; cytoplasm
Molecular function (GO): calcium ion binding
Source: RefSeq, a predicted model, not a curated record